AUGCAUGAUAUAAGAUCAAUGAAUCGUUCGAAUCCAAAUUGUUUUCGUCCACGUCCAAGUUAUAAAUAUCAUCAUUCAAUACAUUCACCAUCGUACUUUCUUCCACAACGUAUGAAUCAACCUGAAACUCAAGCACAAUUAGUUGCUUUUACUCCACCAUUGAUGUCAAUUCGAUUACCCUAUUCAGAAUUUCAAACAUAUGAACAAAAUGAUUGUCCAUCAAGAUCAUACAUUUUUGCAUCAAAUUUUUCUGAUAAACCAUCUUCAAAUAGCAAUAAUAAAACAAAAAUCAAACAUGUCACUUUGCAAGAACCAAACAUGGCAAAUGAAUUAGUAAAUACAAAUUCAAAUCAUAUGACUUAUCCAUUAUCAUCAUCUAAUUGGACAUUACCAACUCAUAUGCAUCCAUCUUCACGUCCAUCUAAUCGACACUAUAAUCCUUAUAACUAUCAGUAUUACAAUCAAUUUCGUUCGCAAUCAGAGAUGUUCAUCGCGGCGCUGCCGCUGUAG
This is a messenger RNA of Rotaria sordida, 510 nucleotides long. NCBI's taxonomy places the organism in Eukaryota, Metazoa, Rotifera, Eurotatoria, Philodinida, Philodinidae. The record is from the annotation of a GenBank genome assembly.